GCCAAUCGCUAUGAUUGUUUCUUUGUAAACUUUCAUCAGCUUGUGACUAGAUCUUCCAUUUGAAGACAUCAGUUGUGCAAGAGAGGGGUGAUAAACCACAAUGAUCAGAGGACUGGCUGCUUUGAUUCUUCUUAGUAUACUGUCUCUGAUGGAAACCAACAAGGCUUCUCAUCAGAUCUCUUUGACUGUGGCCGAACUUGGGGACAAUUUGACCCUGACAUGUUCAGUGGGGAGUGAACCUGGUCUGCUUUUCUGGCAUAAGCAGAGUUUUGGAUACGUGACUGAAACUAUUGUUUCAGGAAGUUUUGGCAAAAUAAAAAUGGAGGAACCAUUUAAUAACUCGAGAAUCAAAGUCACGAAAGUGAGUGAUGUGUAUUACCUUACCAUAACAAAUGUCAGCAAAGAAGAUGAAGCGACAUACUUCUGUCAAGCGGGAUCGCCAUACAACAUGAGAUUUAUCUCUGGAACUCUGGUGGCUGUGAAAGAUCCAAAAAAUCAGCAGAAAUCUGUCUAUGUGAAACAAAGUCCCAACAAAGAGUCAGUCCAGAUCGGAGGCUCUGUGACUCUGCAGUGUUCCCUUGUCAGCAGAAACCAAGUAAAGGUACCUCAGUGUCCUGACAACCACAGUGUGUACUGGUUCAGAGCUGGAGCAGAAUCAUAUCCAAGCAUCAUUUACACUCAAGGUAACAGCAGUCAUGACCAAGGGCAAAGAAAGUGUGUCUACCGUCUUUCCAAAACUAUCAGUGACGCCUCUGAUGCUGGGACUUACUACUGUGCUGUGGUCACCUGUGGAGAGAUCCUGCUUGGUGAGGGAACUAAAGUGGAGACAGAACAACAGUGUCUGCUGGUCAUUGUGUUCGGGGCACUGCUGGGCUGCAGUCUGCUUGUGAAUAUUGCUCUGAUCAUCAAAAGGAGGAAAAAGCCAGUUUGUGGACAUUGCAAAGGACGCGUAACAGCUUCGAAUCAUGCUGAACAAGACGGAUCAAAUGAGGGUCAGACAAGUAAUGGGAAUGGCGAAGAAGUUGAAUUAAACUAUGUGGCGCUGGAUUUCCCUUCAAGAAAAUCCAAAAGAUGGAAGGAGAAGAAGGAGUUGCAGGAGGAAUGUUUGUACUCCAGCAUGAGAGACAAAUCGUGAAAGGUUGACCCCAUGAAAAAUGAUCAGUUAUUGUUAUUGUUCAGCUUUUAAAUACAGUAAGAUACAUAUAGCGCUAUAACUGUCGGAUGUUGGCUGUUUAAACUAAAGCUGGAUACUGUCAUGAUUACUAAUGUGCUUUUGUUUUUGUCUUGUAUUGCAUAUCAGAUUGUUUUUGAAUAACCUCAUAAAAACAUGGAUAAACACGAAUAUUAUCAGAAAAAAACAUCUCUGACUGCUCUUCAAAUCUGUUGGUGCAGUCAAUCGCACAAUAGCUCUUCCCCAUUGUUUAAUCAAAUUUAUAAUUUAGCCUAUGAUUCAAACUAAUGCUGCUAAUCUCCACGCUCAACUGUCACUUUUUGCCACUCAGUGGUUGUAACCACAGGGACUUCGCUUGCUGUGACGUCACGUGCAUACCCUUCAACCAUGAAAAUGUCCUUUCUGUAUUUUUCCCAGUCAGUCAUACGUCUUUGGUCAGUUGAUUAAAAGAAAGGAUUGGAGUGAGACAAUCAAAAAUGUGAACACUUCAUAUCAGAUAAGAUUAAUAUGUAAUGCAGCAUCAGCUUCAGCCUGGAGAACGCUAUGGGUUAGGGUCCAAGGUUUGUCUAACGUGUUCAUUGUCUAAACAGGUUAGGUUAUUAAUGGUUAUUCACCAGCUGAUGGUGGUAAAAAUGCCAGCAGUAAGGCAUGAAAAAUCUCUUUGUUUAUAAUGUGGAAUUCUUGGAGAAAAGAAACGCUAUAUAAGGAGAGUGUUGGAGCUGAACUGUUGGCACCUGAAAGUCUCUCUGUUUCGCCCAGGAUUUUUUUGACACUGAUCUUUCUUCUAAUAAAGCUUUUUUGAG
Mugil cephalus (flathead mullet) is the source of this 1974-nucleotide messenger RNA. RefSeq lists its product as uncharacterized. NCBI's taxonomy places the organism in Eukaryota, Metazoa, Chordata, Actinopteri, Mugiliformes, Mugilidae. Gene Ontology annotation, biological process: response to bacterium. The transcript has 6 exons. The record is from RefSeq and is a predicted model, not a curated record. Bases 101 to 1135 code for a protein of 344 amino acids.